AGGACGACAUGGCACACGGCCAGGGCAGAUUCGUCCAUUCCAGCGGCGACAUCUACGAGGGCGACUGGCAUGCCGACAAGGCGCACGGAGUCGGCAAGUACAUCCAUACCGACGGCUCCACGUACGAAGGCCAGUGGCACCACGACAGGCAGUGCGGCCAGGGCGUGGAGCGGUGGGCGGACGGGGCUCGCUACGAGGGCGGCUACGUCGACGGCAAGAAGCACGGCAGGGGGCGCUUCGACUGGGUGGACGGCUCGUCCUACCACGGGGAGUUCGUGGACAAUGAGAUCCACGGGGAGGGCAUCUACAAAUGGGCUGACGAACGAACAUACGAGGGGCAGUGGGCGAACAACCAGAUGCAGGGCAGAGGCCUCUUCAGGUGGCCGGACGGCAGGCAGUACCAGGGCGAGUACUUGCAGGACAUGAAGCACGGCCGCGGCACCUACAAGUGGCCAGAUGGACGAGAAUACACUGGCCAGUGGCAGGACCCCCGAAGGGCGGCAGCACGGCGAGGGCGUGCAGAUGUCGAAGGACCUUGGGUCUCCCGCCGCGGCGCCUGGGCCGCAGGCAAGCGGACGCACUGGCUGGACUGCGCCGGCCCGUGUUACCUUGGUCUUAGAGUGUGAUGGUCUUGGGGAUUGCCAGGAUCUUUUCCUAUGGACAGGCGCCACAGUGUUCAUAAGACGUGUGCACCAUGAGACCGUCCUGUCUGAACCGCCGCGACUCCUUGUAGGAGUGAUGCUUGCCAGAUGCAGCGUCGGCGCGCUGACGCAUUCUUUGCUGGGGUCGUCGGACUCCUCCUGAGCUUGAAGCUCGGGGGGAGAGGGAGACGAACCGCGUUGCAUGCUAUAGUCGCAACUGAGAUCCGUAAGCCACGGCAUAUCGCCCGCUUUUUCCUGGAAUGAUGGCCUAUCUCGCCGCGGUCUCGCGAAUUAUGUAGGCUUUCUGGAGUUGCCCUUGUAUGCAUGUUUGACUCGCAUCAUGAAAAUGACUAGAUGUAGCAUGCUUGUGUCCUGCCAGCGUAAGCGUUGACUUCGAAUUCAAGCAGCUGCUUCGCCGCCUGGAGCCAGAGCGCCUCUGCUUAGAAGCGCCGUGGCGGAAUGCUUCAUCGUUGCCAGUAGCCUGGGCUGCCACAUGGGGCGGGAUAUUUAGGCAACUCGUGGUGGCCUCGCUGACUGAUCGGUGGAGUUCACAGUGCUCGAAACAU
This is a messenger RNA of Prorocentrum cordatum, 1207 nucleotides long. The record is from the annotation of a GenBank genome assembly. NCBI's taxonomy places the organism in Eukaryota, Dinophyceae, Prorocentrales, Prorocentraceae.